Messenger RNA from Trifolium pratense (red clover), 2234 nucleotides. RefSeq names its product H/ACA ribonucleoprotein complex subunit 4-like. The transcript has a single exon. Gene Ontology annotation, biological process: snRNA pseudouridine synthesis; box H/ACA sno(s)RNA 3'-end processing; rRNA pseudouridine synthesis. Bases 121 to 1962 code for a protein of 613 amino acids. Gene Ontology annotation, cellular component: box H/ACA snoRNP complex. NCBI's taxonomy places the organism in Eukaryota, Viridiplantae, Streptophyta, Magnoliopsida, Fabales, Fabaceae. The record is from RefSeq and is a predicted model, not a curated record. Gene Ontology annotation, molecular function: RNA binding; pseudouridine synthase activity.
CGUUAACCUAAAAUAAAAAACGUCUAUAUAAAUAUCUCUGUCUCUCCCUCUCUCACAACUCCAAAACCCUAAACCCUAACCAUUUCUUCAAACCCACCGGCCGCCGCAGUCCCGCCCACCAUGUCACAAUCGAUGGCGCUCUCUUCAUCCUUAUCAGAAGGCAAGAAGAAGAAGAAACACACCAACAAACAUGGCGAAGAAGAACAACAACAAACGGAGGAGCAACAAAACAACAAAGAUUUCAUGAUCAAACCAGAAAAAAUAUCACCAACAAUUGACACAUCAAAUUGGCCAAUCCUUUUGAAAAACUACGACCGUCUCAAUGUCCGUACCGGUCACUACACACCUCUUCCCGCCGGUCACUCACCGUUGAAGCGGCCACUUGCUGAUUAUCUCAAAUACGGUGUUCUCAACCUUGACAAGCCUGCAAAUCCAUCUUCUCAUGAAGUUGUUGCUUGGAUAAAGCGGAUUCUUCGUGUCGAGAAAACCGGUCACAGUGGUACAUUGGAUCCUAAAGUUACUGGUAAUUUGAUUGUUUGUAUUGACAGAGCAACAAGACUUGUUAAAUCUCAACAAGGUGCUGGAAAAGAGUAUGUUUGUAUUGCUCGGCUUCAUUCUGCUGUUCCUGAUGUUUCUAAGGUAGCUCGUGCUCUUGAAACAUUAACUGGUGCUGUUUUUCAAAGACCACCUUUGAUUUCUGCUGUUAAAAGACAACUUAGGAUUAGAACUAUUUAUGAAAGUAAAAUGCUUGAAUAUGAUGCUGAAAGACAUUUAGUUGUUUUUUGGAUUUCGUGUGAGGCGGGUACUUAUGUUAGGACUAUGUGUGUUCAUUUGGGUUUAAUUCUUGGUGUUGGUGCUCAUAUGCAAGAGCUUAGGAGGGUUAGGUCAGGGAUUAUGGGUGAGAAAGAUAAUAUGGUUUCUAUGCAUGAUGUUAUGGAUGCUCAAUGGGUUUAUGAUAAUUAUCGCGAUGAGACUUAUUUGAGGAGGGUUGUUAUGCCUUUAGAGGUACUUUUGACUAGUUAUAAGAGAUUAGUUGUUAAGGAUUCGGCUGUUAAUGCUAUUUGUUAUGGUGCUAAGUUGAUGAUUCCGGGGUUACUUAGGUUUGAGAAUGAUAUUGAAGCUGGUGAGGAGGUUGUGCUUAUGACUACUAAGGGCGAAGCUAUUGCUCUUGGUAUUGCUGAGAUGACUACUGCUGUUAUGGCUACUUGUGAUCAUGGUGUUGUUGCUAAGAUCAAGAGGGUGGUUAUGGAUAGGGAUACUUAUCCGAGGAAAUGGGGUUUGGGUCCUAGGGCUUCUAUGAAGAAGAAGCUGAUUGCUUCAGGGAAGUUGGAUAAGCAUGGGAAGCCAAAUGAGAGUACUCCUCAAGAGUGGUUGAGGAAUGUUGUUUUGCCUGCCGGUGGGGAUAGUGUUAUUGCAGGAAUGGCGGCUGCUACUGAAGAUGCGAAGAAAGAGGUUGCCGAUGUGGAUGUUAAGAAGGAUGGUGAUGGUGAAGGGCGUAAAAGAAAGAAACAUGAAUCUGCCGAUAGCCCUGCUCCUGCUACUAAGAAGUCUAAAGUUGAUGAUGAAGAAAAGGUGAAGACCAAGAAAGUAGAUGAUGCGGCGGUGGAGGUUGAAGGUGAGAAGACAGAAAAGAAGAAGAAAAAGAAGAAGGAUAAAGAGAAUGGAGAUGUGGCAGCUUCUGAUGAGGAUAAGGCUGAAAAGGAGAAGAAAAAGAAGCACAAGGUAAAGGAUGAAGUUGGUUCUCUUGAAGUGGACAAGUCUGAGAAGAAGAAAAAGAAGCAAAAGGAAAAGAGCGAAGACGGUUCCCCUGAAGUGGACAAAUCUGAGAAGAAAAAAAAGAAGAAAGACAAAGAAGCCAAAGAUAAUGCUGCAGAGAUAAGUAAUGGAAACGACGAGAGCAAAGCUGAAAAGAGUGAAAAGAAGCACAAGAAAAAGAAAAACAAAGAUGCCCAAGAAGAAUAAAUGAUUUUGUGUUUUGGUUUAAUCAACUAGACUUGUAAUGCUUUAGUUUUUUGUUUUUUAUUAUUUAAAAGUUUGAUACUUCUUUUGUGCCUUUUCUACCCCCUCUAAAUUAUCAUGUUUUUGGUACCUUUGUAAUAUGUGAUAUUUUAUGAAAGACCUUUGCUUAAAGAUUGUUCUAGUAGUUUGUUAGCUUUUGAUCAUUUGGCCUCAUUCUGUUAUGUAAGAACUUUAUUGGGUUACUGACUAAUAGAAAUCUUUACAGAGGUUCAGCA